Messenger RNA from Spodoptera littoralis (African cotton leafworm), 3477 nucleotides. Lineage: Eukaryota; Metazoa; Arthropoda; Insecta; Lepidoptera; Noctuidae. The record is from the annotation of a GenBank genome assembly.
AUGGGCCGCGCUACGCUCCCCGCGCUGGCGCUGCUGCUGCUGGCUGCCGUCCCUGCCGUCCCUGCCGUCCCUGCCGUCCCUGCCGGGGAUGUGCCUCCCGCCUGCGCUAAACUAAAUAGUUUCAACAUCGACAAAGAAUUGCACAAGGGCAGUCUGCGCGAGGGCGGCACGGUGCGGCCCCUGCACCUGUACUGGGGCAGCGCGGCCGGGCGCGCCGCCGCCGCGCUGCUGCUGGUGCUGCUGCGGCACCUGCGCGGCUACGACUCGCUGUGGCUCGUGCCGGGCCCGCUGUCCACCACGCAACUUGCGCGCCUUGUCCCGCAUCAACCUGACCACAGAUACAAAUCAUGGGUGAUAGCUUUGUCAACUGCAUGGGUGCCUGAGCCCGCACAGCCGUGGGAAGAGGGAAAAGGAUCAAAUGGUGGUCUCGCUGGGCCACGCCUGGCCGAGUUUGGUGUGAGCCCCGUGUCUGCGCGGCGCCGCCUGUUCGUGUGGCUCGCUCCACACGUACGAACUUUCAGCGAGUGCAUGACCAUGGAAUGGCCAUUCGAUGUUGACGAAACUACGCGUCUACGUUGUGGUUUCAUCGAUCCAAGAGUUCCACGUGGCAACAGGACACAAGUAGAAGUACUCAGUAUGGACAACAAUGUCACACUGAAUCAGUUACUGGAACGGGCGCACGCCGCUAAAUCUCCGUUGCUAGCACGCGAUGUUAACUACACCGUCUUCUUCGACACACUGAGGACUGCUAAUCACUCAUUUUUAUUCCUGGACUAUGACAUUUGGUCAGGAGAACCAGGUGUACGAGCAAUAGAACCACCUCCUUGCGUGCAUGAAGGUUCUAAAAAUUGUAAUGAAGAACUAGAUACCGCCAUAAGUUUGCGCGUCGCCGAUGUUGAAAAACUACAAGUAUACGCGCCUAUGUUAUUUAAAUUCGUACAUGACUUUGAUCCAAAACCUGAAGCUCUGCGCUACAUCCUCGAAGAAGAAGCACGUGGCACAAAUAUUGAAGCGGCUGCUUGUGCCUGGGUCGAUCGUCACAAAGUACAUUAUUGCAAUCACGACGCCAAAAAGAAAUAUGACAUUAUUAAUUACGAAGUGGCUUUGUAUGUGUGCGUUUAUUCCACAUCAUUAUAUGACCCUUCUUAUGACGAAAUAGCAAAGGAUAUUAUCAAUACUUUCAAUUAUGAAAAAAAUACGAAUAUUUCAAUAAGAAGAUUUUUUGUAAAUUGUUCUGACACAUACAAUAUGAGCAAAAAAUUAACAGACUUGAUGGACACGAUGAUGUCGUACCGCAUGCUGGGCGUGGUGUCCAUGGCAACGGGCAAAGGAGCGUUGGAAGCGUCUACAGUGGCUGCGGCAAAGAACGUACCGCUGCUGUUGGUGGACGUGGUGCCGGACGACAGCAGCGCAGAGGCCGGCGGCACCACAUGGCGGGUGUCGGGCAGUCCGCGCCACCUGGCGCGAGCUCUCGCCCACUUCAUACUGGCCGCGGGCUGGACGCGCCUCGCCGUGCUUUCUGAGGACACAUUGCUAGCUCGCCAGUACAAUGCCGCAGUCAAACUAAACACGACAAUAGUUUCUCACGAGUUUCAAAUUCACACUCACUUAACCGAUAAUGAUACAGACAGUAUAUUAGACGCUCUCCGCACUACAAAUGCACGUGUUAUUUUUAUAAACGCAAUCUUUAAGGCUGCCACCUCAAUACUGAAGGCGGCAGUGAAACGCAACAUGACGUUUUCCAACGGCUUCGUUUGGAUAAUGCGUGACUGGGAACAAAACAAUGAAACCGUGUGCGAUAAUGAGAAACACUUCACAGUAUCAUUUUGGAGCCAUUCUACUUCAAAUAACAUUAUAGUCUCCUAUCCUGACAAGCCUAUAAUCCGUCAAAUGCAUAAAAUUCUCAAGAAAUAUAAAACGUUACCUCGGGCCGCUGCAUUCAUAAAUGCACAUCUCACUCUCGUAAUGGGUUUCAAAGAUCUCAAUCAGCAAUUUAGUGUGAGUCAGGACCUCCGCAGUGCUUAUGUUAUCAGGUCGUUUAAUGAAAGUCUAAUGAAGUCGCCGGUCACAGGUGUUCCUCACCGUCACCCACUGCGCUAUAGGAACCGGGUGCUCGAGGACACGUAUGUGUACAUCGAGGAGUGGUGCGGCGGUCAGGCUACGCGGGGGCUAGCCACGUGGCGCGUCAACAUCACCAGCGGCGCCAUAAGCGAAUGGAACGCCAGUACGACCGCGCGGCUCGUGCUGCCCGACGACAUGCCGCACGACGACGGCACCUCCAGAUGCAGGAUAAGCUCCGGCGACCCUUUCGAGCCCACGUGCUACGAUGCUGUAGUCGCUUGCGUGCUGCUACUGCUGCCGCUGGCGCUUGUCGCGGUGCUGCUAGCGCGUCGACGGCUAGCGCGUCUAGCGCACGAGCAACAAAUCCGUGCCAUCGCUCGGCGUCAGCGCGUGGCCACGGUACUGGCCGAUUAUCUGGUGGAGCGCGACACGCUGGAGCUGCACUCGGAACUCGGAGCAGGACGAUUCGGAAGCGUCCGCUUAGCACGGUUAUGCAGACCUGGACGCAAUCCACGAUAUGUUGCCGCGAAAGCUCUGCGGGACAACGCCGCGCCCGCUGAUGAAAGUGAAUUCUUACGUGAAGCUUGUAUGAUUGCUUCUCUCGACCACGCGCAUAUUGUUCGCCUGGUCGGUGUGUGCAUCGCGGAUGGACCUCCACUGGUACUUAUGGAGUUAGCAUUCUUUGGCGAUUUGUUGGGUUAUUUGCGUGCGCGUCGCCACCUAGUGGACGGAACAGCGUUAGAAGAAUCGGCGGAGAGUGAUGAGGCAGAGCACGUAUCUGCUGAAACUCUAACGCGACUAGCUCGCGAGGCCGCCGAGGCGUUGCAGUACUUAGAAGUCCGCGGCGUCGUACACCGCGACGUACGCGCUGCCAACUGCCUAGUGGAUAAGCGGCGCUCGCUUAAGCUUGCGGACUUCGGCAUGGCGCGGGAUACGGUGGCUGGAGCAGACGGUGCAUCCGAGUACUCGUGCCGGCGCAGGGGUCUAUUCCCCGUUCUAUGGAUGGCACCCGAAAGCCUCGCACACGGUGUCUUUUCGGCUGCAUCGGAUGUGUGGGGCUUCGGUGUGCUAGUGCUAGAGUUGGUGACCCUGGGUGCGAGACCUUACGGCGCCAUGUCUCCGCUUCGCGUGCUGGAGUACGUCGCGGCUGGAGGGUCUCCACCAUUACCACUGGAUGCCACGCAACAAACGCGCGGGCUGACGCAGCUGUGCUGGCAGCGUACGGCCGAGCGGCGGCCGAGUGCAGCGGAACUGGCGGCGUACUUGGCGGCGUGGCCGCGGGCGCUGCAUCCAGUGCUGACGGACGAGCGUGAUGCCGACAGCGGCUUUGGAGAGUCUCCGUCUACAGAGCUGCUACCUCCUGAGUCUCCAGCAGACACUCACGAUCAGCUCGAGGUCUUAGCUGCGACUCACUGA